This is a messenger RNA of Helicoverpa armigera (cotton bollworm), 2683 nucleotides long. RefSeq lists its product as uncharacterized. Gene Ontology annotation, biological process: proteolysis. The coding region runs from base 145 to 2646 and encodes 833 amino acids. The record is from RefSeq and is a predicted model, not a curated record. Gene Ontology annotation, molecular function: serine-type endopeptidase activity. Lineage: Eukaryota; Metazoa; Arthropoda; Insecta; Lepidoptera; Noctuidae. The transcript is spliced from 10 exons.
UUUCUUUUCGUCCUUUUCAUUCGAAACUUGAACUUGAAUAUCGUUCCUUUUUAUAUGUCAUUCUAGAAAAUAUAGUCGCACGCGCAUGAUGUGUGGUGAAACGCUAACGUAUAUUUUUUGAAUUUAGAACUUUUAUUUUUCAAAAUGAUCAAAGCUACAAGUUUACUUCUAGCUCUAGCACUAGCGAUACCUAUAAACGCUCAGAAUGACUUCAUAUCACCAUGUCCAAGUGUGUUCACGUAUGAACCUCCCGGAGCUGAAGCGGGGAAGUGGUACGGAGUAGUUAAUCUAACUACAGAUACGACGCUGUAUGCGUUGUGGCUGAAUGUCGUGUUGGAAAGCAAGGCUGAUAUACUUGGGAACUGGGUCGGAGAGGUUACAACAGAGGACAACAUAGAUUUUAAAAUAGAAAAUACUAAAUUAAAGAUCAGUCCUGGUCCUCCACUAACUGUGCGAUUCUUCAUACAAUACAACACCCAGAAACCUCCUCCAAAGCUAAAGGCUAUAAGAUUCAACGGAAAGGAGAUUUGCAAUGUUGAAGUUCCUCAAGCUGAAGUACCUAUUAGAGCUGCUAUAGGAUACAAUGACCAGGCAAUACUAGAUGUUACUACUUCGACAACUGUAAGACCUAAAGUCACCACAUCAAGGAAUAACAAUAAACAACGUACUACAACAAAGGCACCAUACUGGCAACAGACUGAAAAGGUGCAAACAACUACAAAGUCACCAUAUGAAAGACAGACGACAACAUUAAGACCGUUUUGGACAGAAGCGACGACUCUUAGCACUACACCAUCAACUACCAGAGCUCAAUAUUGGCAACAAACUACGACAAAACCUGCGUAUUGGACACAGUCCAAAAUUGAGGCUCAAACAACUGAAAAGGCACAAGUUUGGUCUUACGUAAAACCUGACAACAGUCAGACAAGUACAACUACUACACGACCAGCUCAAGCUUGGCCUCAAAAUACUAGAACUGAAAACAAGCAACAAUCUGCUCCAGAGAAGAAUUCUCAGAAAGUCCAAACCUGGACCAUACAGAAAGCUGGAAAUCAACAAACAAAGACUCAAGAUAGAACUGUCAAACCUAAAGAUAAUAGAACUACUUCAACACCUGGAUACAAACAAACUAAGAAUGAUGUUAACCAAUAUACAACUGAAAAAUCUUCAGUAUGGCCUAAUGUGAAAGUACCAGACAACCAACAAGCCAAUAACAAAGGCUCAAGAAUUGACGAUAAGUCACAAACUGAAGUAAAACAAGUUGUGCAGGCACACCAUUGGCCUAAAAUUACAACUGAGAAAAACAUAGAGACAGCAGAAAAGUCACAUAGUAGACCAGAAACUACAUCAUACGCGUGGCCUGAUAGUCAGAAAACUUACGACACUCAAUCUAGAGACACUCCAAUUUAUGUACGACCAGAAGACAAGCCAAUUGAAAAUAGGUAUGAAAGACCACAAACUUGGAGUGCCUCUCAAACUCAAAGGGUUGGGGAUAAUAAUGGGCAGAAGCAAGGCUGGUCUGGAGACAAGACUUCGAGCUGGACAGCCGAUAGAUCUGGAUCUUGGAAUGAUCAGACUAAGAACAGCAAUGACUAUCAAACUGGCAGCGAACCUUCGGCAUAUAGUACUGCAGAUAGCGGUGGUAUCAAAAAGUUUGAGUCAGAGGAUGAUUUGCCUUUCUAUCAGCAACCGCUUACUACUGAGUACCCAGCUCCAGCCAUUUUUAAGACCGAGGCUGAAGAAUAUGAUGCACCAAAACAAGAAGACAAAAAUGAGUACUACGUUGGAGGCUUACCGAUUUUCUACAUACCCAACCAUGGACCUCGCGUGGCGGGUGAGCCUGAAUGUGGAAAAGUAAUACUAAACAAGGAUGUAAGGCAUCGGAAGCCUUUCGCCACGCUGGAAGGUCAGUGGCCUUGGCAAAUUGCACUAUAUCAACAACAGACCUCGGUAGACUUCAGAUACAUUUGCGGAGGUACCCUGGUGUCUAAACGCCACGUGAUCACGGCCGCCCACUGCGUCACCAAGAAAGGUUCCGCCAGGGUGGUGAACAGGAACACCCUGACCGUCUACUUGGGGAAACAUAACCUUAGGACUUCGGUUGAAGGUGUGCAGGUGAAAUUUGUAAACAGAGUCCUAGUCCCCCCAGAGUAUGAUCCGGUGAACUUCCACACGGAUAUAGCUAUACUGGAGCUCCGGGAUCUAGUCACGUACUCCGACUGGGUCCAGCCAGCCUGUCUCUGGCCUGAAAAUGAGAUGGACCUCAAGAAUAUUGUGGGGCAGAAGGGUUCCGUGGUAGGCUGGGGUUACGACCACGCAGGCGUGGCGCGACAGGAGCUCAGUCUACUGGAGAUGCCGGUAGUAGACCAGCAGACCUGCCUCAACUCCUACCGCGAGUUCUUCGGGCGAUUCACCUCGGAUAAGACUUAUUGUGCUGGAUAUAGGAGUAGUGGUUCAGCAUGCAACGGCGACAGCGGAGGCGGCAUGGUCUUCCAGCGAGGAGAGAGCUGGUACCUCCGAGGAGUUGUCUCCUUGUCAGUGGCCAAGCAGGGCGAGUAUCGCUGUGACCCCCACCACUAUGUGAUAUUCACUGAUGUAGCCAAACUCUUACCCUGGAUAGAAGACAAUAUCGACUAUUACUAUUAGGUUAAGCUGUGAUUUUUUUGUAAUAAAGUAGUAGUAC